Messenger RNA from Pneumocystis carinii B80, 780 nucleotides. RefSeq lists its product as hypothetical. Gene Ontology annotation, biological process: ribosome biogenesis. NCBI's taxonomy places the organism in Eukaryota, Fungi, Ascomycota, Pneumocystomycetes, Pneumocystales, Pneumocystaceae. The transcript is spliced from 6 exons. The record is from RefSeq and is a predicted model, not a curated record. The coding region runs from base 1 to 780 and encodes 259 amino acids. Gene Ontology annotation, cellular component: ribonucleoprotein complex.
AUGGUUAAAAUAAAAAAAACGGAUAAACCUUCUAAAUCAAACACUGUAAAAAAAACAGUAGAGACAUAUCCAAUAAAAAAAGCAACAUCAAAAUCCAAGAAUCUUCUUUUCGAAAAGAAACCUAAAAACUUUAGUAUUGGUCAGGAUAUUCAACCUAAACGUGAUCUGACACGUUUUGUUAAAUGGCCUCGUUAUGUACAAAUUCAAAGACAAAAGAGAAUUCUAAGCAUGCGUUUGAAGGUCCCUCCAGCAAUUUCUCAAUUUAGUUUUACUUUAGAGAAAAAUAUUGCGCUCGAACUUUUUAGGCUUCUUAAUAAGUAUAGGCCUGAAACUAAAAUUGAAAAAAAACAAAGGCUUCUCAGUAAAGCAGAAGACAAUUUUAAGGGGGUAGUAGCAAAAGAUUUAGAAAAAAAGCCUUUUUGUGUCAAAAGUGGAUUAAAUCAUAUAGUAUCUCUUAUAGAAAAUAAGAAAGCAUCGCUUGUAAUAAUUGCUAAUGAUGUUGAUCCUAUUGAAUUGGUGGUCUAUUUGCCUUCGCUUUGCCGAAAAAUGGGCGUUCCAUACUGUAUUAUAAAGAAUAAAGCACGUCUUGGAAUUGUUGUUCAUAGAAAAACGUCAGCGGUACUUGCUUUUACUGAGGUUAGGUUCGAAGAUAAAAAUACGCUGGCUACUUUAAUUUCAGCUAUUAGAGUUAAUUAUAAUGAUAAAUAUGAUGAAUUUAGACGUAUAUGGGGAGGUGGUAUAAUGGGUAAGAAAUUAGUUAGUAUUAAUAUUUCGAUGUAA